Molecule: messenger RNA, 1224 nt
Organism: Fukomys damarensis (Damara mole-rat)
Lineage: Eukaryota; Metazoa; Chordata; Mammalia; Rodentia; Bathyergidae
Product: cytochrome b5 type B
Exons: 5
Coding region: 108-566 (152 amino acids)
Cellular component (GO): intracellular membrane-bounded organelle; mitochondrial outer membrane
Molecular function (GO): heme binding
Source: RefSeq, a predicted model, not a curated record
AGGUUAACCCGGUUACGGAAGCCGAAGAAGGCAGAGAGCGGACUGCCUGUAGGAAGUUUAACUGAAGAAAUCCAGGUAGCGGUGGUGAAUAGGUUAUCUCGGGCCCAAUGGCGACCGUGGAGGGUACCGGCAGCGGCGAGAAAGAGCAGGGCGGCGAGAAAGAGCAGGGCGGCGAGACCUCAGUCACUUACUAUCGGUUGGAGGAAGUGGCGAAGCGCAACUCUGUGAAGGAACUAUGGCUGGUGAUCCAUGGGCGAGUCUACGAUGUCACCCGCUUUCUUGACGAGCAUCCUGGUGGAGAAGAGGUUCUGCUGGAACAAGCUGGUGUAGAUGCAAGUGAAAGUUUUGAAGAUGUAGGCCAUUCCUCUGAUGCCAGAGAAAUGCUAAAGCAGUACUACAUUGGUGAUAUCCAUCCGAAUGACCUUAAACCUCAGAGUGGUAGCAAGGAUCCUUUGAAAAAUAAAUCGUGCAAAAGCUGCUGGUCAUAUUGGAUUCUCCCCAUUGUAGGCGCUGUUCUCCUAGGUGUCCUGUAUCGUUACUACACAGCAGAAAGCAAAUCCUCCUGAGGGGACCUUGUUGAAGUCUGGGAAACACAUCCACGUGGGAGUGAAAGUUGAAAGACUUGCUUUGGGGCUACAGUGGAGCCCCUCAAAUCUUGCCAAUUGUAUUCUUCCCCCUUGGAGCCAAGGCAGUUGACCAGACGUCCACCUCCAAUCUGGGACUGAUGUCCUUCCUCUCUCAGAGCCUUACUCCCAGAGCACCUGCUCAUUGUUGUGUCCUGGCCAGUGUGUCUUCUCAUUGCUGGUUUUCACACGUUUAUGUUGCUGAUUGCAGUUCCCACAUUGUAGUGACACUGCUCUGUGGGAAAAAUGCCUGCUUUCCAAUACUUCGAAAGCACAUUAGAGUUUCACCCUAGUUUUUGAGAUUUUUCUUUUUUCAUUUUUUGAAAUUCUGAUUUGAUUCUAUUAUUUACCAUAAGGAGUUUCAGAUGUGAAGUAAAAGUGUGCACCUGUUCCUUACAACAUGACUGCCAGAUGAUCUUGUUCCCCGUUUGUUUAUUAAAACUAGAGAGAACUAUGUGGCCACCUCCCGCUUCCAGGCUAGUGUAGCUGGUAGUGUAGCUUCCCACCCCUCGGUCCAGCCCCUUUUUUUCCCAAGGGAUGCUGGAUAAAAUCGCUUUCUUUUGCUUUCUUGGGGAUGGGAACAGCCAACAAAAGAAAGGAA